Aspergillus tanneri is the source of this 1200-nucleotide messenger RNA. RefSeq lists its product as uncharacterized. The record is from RefSeq and is a predicted model, not a curated record. NCBI's taxonomy places the organism in Eukaryota, Fungi, Ascomycota, Eurotiomycetes, Eurotiales, Aspergillaceae. Bases 1 to 1200 code for a protein of 399 amino acids. The transcript has 2 exons.
AUGUCCAUAUCAAAGGAAGUACCUUCCAGCAGAAAAAGCCUCCCAGCGGUCUGGAUGAGGGCUGGAACCUCCAAAGGACUUUUCAUCCAUGAGCACCACCUUCCUUCAUCGCAGAGCCUCUGGGCUCCGAUUCUCCUCUCCGCGCUGGGAUCUGCGGACGCAGACAAACGACAGCUCAACGGCGUCGGAGGAGGCACAUCCACCACGUCUAAGGUCGCAGUCAUCUGCAAGUCAGCCCGGCCGGGUGUCGAUGUCGAUUAUACCUUCGUCCAGGUCGCGCCGGAAGAUUCCAAAAUCGACAUGUCUGGGAACUGUGGAAACAUUGCUUCCGGGGUAGGUCCAUUCGCGGUGGAUGAGGGACUGGUGAAGAUUGCCCCGGGACAAACUAUGGUAGAUGUCACAGUCUUCAACACCAACACGCAACGACUCCUUGUGGAGACCGUCCAGAUCACUCCUGAUGGAAAAUUCUCCGAAGGUGGAGAGUACAGCAUCGCUGGUGUCGCAGGCACGGCGAGUCCUAUUCGAAUUGCAUUCAUGAACCCCGGUGGGAGCAAGACCGGAAAGCUUUUUCCCAGCUCUGCCCGACAGGAACUGAUCUCUGUGCAAUCCUCGUACGCACAGGCACCAUUCACCGUUCGAGCGAGUCUGGUCGACGCGGCCAAUCCCUUUAUUUUCAUCGACGCGACAUCCAUGCCGUCUGUUUACGACGAUUCCGAUCCGUCCUCGAUAUCCUUGGAUAUCAUCGAGGAGAUCCGGGUCGCUGGUGCCAUUCGCAUGGGACUGGCUACGGACACAACUGCCGCCAGGCGGGUUCGAGGCACGCCAAAGAUUGCCCUGCUCCGUUCAGCUCAUAGUGAUGAGGAGGUCGACAUAGACGCCCGGGCAUUUAGUCUGGGGAAACCCCAUCCGAGUUUCCAGUUGACGGGGGCUGUGUGUCUAGGCGCCGCGUUGAGCGUCCCUGGAACAGUAGCAUGGGAUCUACGGCGACGGAGAAAUCUCGAUAUGAACUUGAAUGAGCGAACGUCGCUAGAUGACUCCAAGAAACCAAAGUCUGGUAUUUCCCGGUGGGCGAUCCGACAUCCAGGCGGGCGAUUGGACGCGGAGGUCGACUGGAUGGUCCGGAGUCAGGAGAUGCAUGUCAACAGCGUCAGCGUCUUUCGUACGGCACGGCGGUUGUUCGAGGGGAGGGUAUUCUACUGA